AUGCCGGAGGAACUCACCCACAAGGCGCCUGCUUGGCUCACCGAGGAGUACGUGCAGAAGAAGCUGCGUGUCUACUUCAAGGAUGAGUCCCUGAAUGUGAAACAGCUCGAAAGCAACCCGGCAAGUGGCAAUGGGGAGAACUACGCCAGUGUGAUGACUCGUAUCAAUGUCGAGUACACCACAAAGGAUAUGAAGGCACGGCAGCCUGCUACAUUCCUGGUGAAAACCACCUUCGCCGACAAGGACCCGGCCUCUGACUUGCUCUCGGAGUAUGGGAUCUAUACAAGAGAAAUGGAUAUGUACGAGCAGAUCCUGCCCCACCUCGCAGAUUUGGUUAAAAAGGAUAUCGGGGACGCUCGGAAACUGUUUGCGGCCACUGUGAAUGUAGAUCGUGAGAGGGACUCUAUCAUUUUUGAGGAUCUGUCGCUAGAGGAGUAUAAAGUGGCCUGUCGACUGAAGAAACUGGACCUAGAACACACAUAUCUUGUUCUUGAGAAGCUGGCUAGUUUCCAUGCCACAGGAGCAGCUCUGGCCGAGCGUCAGCCCGGGAUCUUUGAGAAGAACUACGAUCGUGGCUUCUUCAACAAACACACUCGAAGAUACGAACACAUCAUGACGGUUCUCCUGCAGGCCCUGUCCCGCUCCCUUGAGUUGAAUCAGGAUCUUAAGGAACGUUAUCAAGCGAAAGUUGAUCAAAUGGUGCAUCAUGUGAUGGACUAUGGCGAGCGAUCAGCAUCCAUUAAUCCCGGGGAUUUUGUGACUUUGGCUCAUGGCGAUCUGUGGACCACCAACAUUAUGUUCCAGUACAACGGAAAGGGUCAUCCCACCAAUGCCAUCUUCAUCGACUUCCAGUUCAGCGUGUGGAACUCUCCGGUCAUUGACUUGCACUACUUCUUCUCCACUUCGAUCCAAGAAGAUCUUCGUUUGCACCAUCAGCCGGAGAUGGUUCAAUUCUAUUAUUACAAGCUGGCGGAGGCCCUGAAGAAGCUGAGGUAUUCAGGUCACGUUCCCUGUUUGUUCGAGUUUCAACAGCAGUUUCGGGUCAAAGCUUUUUACGCUGCAUUUGCCACGUUAAUUUUCGGACCUGUAAUGGUUUACAAUGGCAAGGAGGAGGCCUCCAUAGAGCAGAUCAUAUCUACGAGCGAGAAAGGACUACGAUUCAAAGACUCACUUUACCAAUCCGAGUAUAUGCAGAAGUUACUUCUUUCAGCAUUGCCGUUUCUUGAUCAGUUUGGGUUGUUAGAUGAAAUGUAA
Drosophila kikkawai is the source of this 1254-nucleotide messenger RNA. RefSeq lists its product as uncharacterized. Lineage: Eukaryota; Metazoa; Arthropoda; Insecta; Diptera; Drosophilidae. The record is from RefSeq and is a predicted model, not a curated record.